CAGGGGGUGAGGUUCGAUCCUGACCUGCCCCAGACCCUCCGCUUGGAGUUCGCAAAGUCCAACACCAAAGUGACCAAACCCAAGCAAGCCUCCCCCCAGCCAGCCGCCCCCCACCCCGCCACGCUCAUCCACCCCAUCACUGGACAAGAGCUGGGAGCUGCCUUUUUCCCCGGCGGCCCUGAGGCCUGGGCCACGCCCACCGCCCUGGCCCCGUUCCCCGAGUUGAGUCCGGCCCCUCCCCCCACGGCUGGGAUCCCACACCCCGCACUCAUUCCGCACCACCCCGCCGCACUUGCGCAAAUGCCACUCAGGGUUAGUAUCACCUCUUGUUGUAUUCCUACGCUAGAUCUAGACUCGACCAGUCGGAACUACUUUCUUUCUUUUUUUUCUUUUUUUUCUUUUUAGUUUCUCCUUUCUUGCCGUUGUUGUUGGUCGUUGAUUGGUUUGAAUUUGAAUUUUGUUUUUCUCUGUCGAUUUGUUUUUCCCUUUUUUUCCUUUUUGUUGUUGUUGUUGUUGUUUGGAUUGAUGAUUGACUGUGUAGCAAAGGCUUUUAAAAAUGGUUUUGAUUGAAUCAGCUUGCACGAAAAUGAAAGCUACGCUGUUUUAGAGUGAUGAACGUUGCCUUAUCUGAUUUGGCUUUUUAAACAUUUUAAAGCAUUUAAUGUUUAGAUUUUUUUUUAAUAACAAAGGAACACAUGCUUGGUUUCUUCAGUGAUGUAGACCGCUACUCGCACGCUGGCUUACUUCCGGUGUAUCAGGCUAUUUAUAGAACAUCAGGUUAGCUUGAGGUUAGCUUCCUAGGACGAAGUGUGUUGAAAAGUCUCAGAGUGCCACAGUUCCCAGCUGGCCAAACUGAACUAACGCCUGGCAUGCUCGGUGGUCUCUCCUUCUCUCACUCUCUGCGCAUGCGUUGUUGAUGAGAUGAGUGCAUUUGUCUGUCCGUGUGCCCUGAUUGACUUUUAGUUCGGACCUUUCUUUGGUUUUGUGUGUGUGUGUGUUUGUGUGUGUGUGUGUGUGUGUGUGUGUGUGUGUGU
Messenger RNA from Aplysia californica (California sea hare), 1034 nucleotides. RefSeq names its product protein couch potato. The record is from RefSeq and is a predicted model, not a curated record. Lineage: Eukaryota; Metazoa; Mollusca; Gastropoda; Aplysiida; Aplysiidae.